Molecule: messenger RNA, 4459 nt
Organism: Baudoinia panamericana UAMH 10762
Lineage: Eukaryota; Fungi; Ascomycota; Dothideomycetes; Mycosphaerellales; Teratosphaeriaceae
Exons: 2
Coding region: 173-4204 (1343 amino acids)
Biological process (GO): intracellular distribution of mitochondria
Cellular component (GO): cytoplasm
Molecular function (GO): protein binding; mRNA binding
Source: RefSeq, a predicted model, not a curated record
UGCUCCAAGUCAUUUUGUUCCGUCUCGAUGCAAGACCAUCUGUACAGCGUUUCGCCCGUCUUGUAGGAUAUUCUUCCGUUCUCUCUUCGUGCUUAAUCAUUGCCCAGUGCAACUCGCGGACCCAGAAGUUGCUGUCAUCUGGUGUGAGACUUGACCUUCCCAUCCCCCGAGCAUGGCCGAGAGUGGUAAUGGUGACCUGAAGGACUCCAAUGGAACCGAGCAUCCGCAGGACACAUUACCCAAUGGCCACUCAGAUGAGCACGCGACCUCUGGAGCCAACGGCACCAACACCAACGGUACUACCACAGAGGGUAACAACGAGGACGGUGAGCCCGGAAGUGCAAACCAGCCGGCGGACAAUGUCUUCAGGCUUACCGUCCAGCUACCGCAUCACCCACAAACCGUCGAGAUCAUGGUCUCGAGCCAAGAGCAGAUGCAGGACAUACGCCAGUCAAUCGUAGACCAACCGCACACCUUCCAGUACUCUUGCUUCCAUCUGGAGCAUCGGGGCAAGCGAAUCAACGAUUUCGUCGAGCUGUCCGAAGUGGAAGAUAUAGCGCAGGAGCCCACGGUAAAGCUGGUGGAAGACCCGUACACCGAGGCGCAGGCACGCAUGCAUGUGGUGCGAGUAAGGGAGCUCAUAGGUGCUGCUGGCGAUCGCGUCGACUUCAUCAGCGCCAUAGACGCGGGCACGAGCCUUUGCGAUAGCGUCGAGCUACCUGCGAGCAAGAACGGCAAAGAAGACAGCAGUCCCAUAGCAAGCUACGACCUGCAUGCGCCUGGUCCCAUUUCGACGCUCUUACCAAAACAUACCGAUGCUAACCAACCGAAGACGGUCAAGAACUUGUCGCUAUCGGCGUGGAACCCUCCACCCUACCAUCUCCGCAUGCGAGGACACCUGCUCUACUUGCAAGUGACGACGCUUGAGGGCGAGCAAUACUACAUUACAUCCCACGUCACCGGUUUCUUCGUCAAUCGUUCUACGAACGCAAAGUUCGAUCCUGCACGGCGGAGCGCUCCUAAGGAUUUCCAUGCCCAUUCGCUUAUUUCACUUCUGGCGCAGCUGUCACCAGAGUUCAACCCUUCGUUUCAACGAUUACAAGAAUAUAAUGGCAAGAAGGAUCCAUUAGCAUCGUAUGCCCUCUCCAAUUGCAUACCCGCUGCACCAUGGCUCGUAUCUGCAACGUCGACCCAGCAACAUCAGCCCGAUCUGACACGGACGCAAGAGCCGUAUCUCUUGGCGGGCGCGGACAAUGCAGAGACACUGCGCGAUUGGAACGAGGAGUUUCAGUCUACGCGGGAGCUACCCAAAGAGACUGUGCAAGAGCGUGUGUUCCGAGAACGGCUCACAAGCAAACUCUUUGCCGAGUACAACGAAGCUGCAGUGCGUGGCGCCGUGCUGGUGGGUCGAGGCGAGGUACAGCCGUUGAACCCAACUGAGGCGAGGGAUGCGCAGAUCUUCGUGUACAACAAUGUCUUCUACUCAUUCGGCGCGGAUGGAGUCGGCACGUUCGCCGGCAGCGGUGGCGACGAAGCGGCGCGGGUCGCGACAGGGAAGGAUGUACAGGGUGUCAAGGCGGUGAAUCAACUGGAUAUCAACGGUCUCUUUACGGCGGGGACAGUGGUGGUCGACUAUUUGGGCAAGCGCAUUGUGGGCCAGAGCAUUGUGCCUGGCAUCUUCAAGCAGCGGGAUCCGGGCGAACACCAGAUCGAUUACGGCGGCGUGGAGGGCAAGGAUGUGAUUGCGAGUCAUGAAGCCUUCGUGCAGCCCUUUUCGGAUCUAAGCAAAGCUCUACGGGUGAAGAGGCACGCCGUAUGGGACAAGGAGCUCAAGCGGCAUGAGCUGGAAGGUAGUGUGGAGACGAAGGGAUUGUUAGGGACAGAUGGGCGCAAGUACGUCCUUGACCUGUACCGAACGACGCCGCUAGAUGUGACGUGGCUGGAGCAACAUUGUACGGAUCGUGUCAGCGAGGAGCAACGGUAUCCGCAUCGCAUGGCUGUGCUUAGGCCGGAGUUGGUGGAGUCGUGGAGGGUGGUCAAAUUGAGGGAGUACAUCUCGAAAGAGUUGGAAAGGAAGAGGGCGGAGAAGACGGAGGGUUCGGCGGUGAAGCUGACGAACGGGGAGGAGGAGCAUUCAGAUGCUAACGGCGGACUCACGAACGGGACCGCUGAGGAGCAUGAGGAGGGUGAGAGCAAAGAUGGCACCGCGAAGGUCGAGGCACCGAAGCAGCAAGAAACGGUCGAUGUGUCCGGCUUCUCCUUCACGCUCAACCCGGACGUUUUCAGUGGACAGCAACCGCAGUCAGAAGAGGAGAAGGCGGAGAUGGAACAGGAUGAGGCUGAAGUCCGCGCGGUAUGCAAGCACCUUAUCGAAGACGUGAUCCCACGCUUAGUGCACGACAUGCAAGAAGGCGAGAUCGGCUUUCCCAUGGACGGGCAGAACCUCGUACGGGAUAUGCACAAGCGCGGCGUCAAUGUGAGAUAUCUCGGCGCUCUCGCGAGGUUGUGUGAGGAGAAGGGUGGAAGUAAAGAUAAACGGCUGGAAGCGCUCAGGGCGUUGGCACAACAAGAAAUGGUUGCGCGAGCGUUCAAGCACACGUUCAACCGGUUGUCGAAGCCGCUGCCGCCGGCGUUUGCGCAAAGUUGUAUUGCACAUUUGUUGAAUUGCUUGUUGGGGUCGGAAACGAACGAGAAGCCGCAAGCGGAGGUUGAUGAGGAGGUCAAGAGUAUGUAUCCGGAUGUUGAGUUUGCGUUCGAGGGAGUGACACCAGAGAGCUUGGCGAUGGAGGUUAGAAAGCAGGUUGAAACAAGGUAUCGCUACGCGAUCGGUGAGGAGGAGGCUCUGGUGAAGUCUGGGAAAGAAUUGCAGAUGCUGAGGGAGGUGUGCCUGAAGAUGGGGUGGCAAGUCGAGGCGAAAGAGUACCAGUUCGGCAAGGCGGCGGUUGCCACGCAGCCACAAACCUUACAGCAGAAGUCAUCGAUGGACUCAUUGGAGGUACCGCAAACGAAUGGCGUACACUCUGAGAGUGGUAGUGUUGGCGGCAAGAAGAAGCGGAAGAAGCAGGCCGAUCAGUCACCUAACCGGGCAGUACUUGCCGCAUCACCGACAUCACCGUCGCAAACGUUUCAUCCGGAGAACAUCUUCAACAUCGUGCCGAUCGUGAAGGAAGCAUCACCACGCAGCGUACUGGCAGAAGAAGCACUCGACGCGGGCCGCAUGAGUAUUCAGCAAAAUCAGAAAGAUCUUGGGCAGGAACUUCUACUGGAGAGCCUGAGCUUGCAUGAGCAGAUCUACGGCAUUCUCCAUCCGGAGGUGGCGCGGGUGUACUACGCUCUGUCCACUCUGUAUUACGGGUUGGAGGAGAAGAACGCGGCUGUCGAGUUGGCGAAGAAGGCUGUUAUCGUGUCUGAGCGCACGCUGGGAAUCGACAACGCGGAGACGAUUCUGGCGUACUUGAACUGGAGUCUCAUGGAGCACGCAACGGGCCACACACGGAAUGCGCUCGCGCUUGUGAGGCAUGCGCUAGAUCUGUGGAAGAUCGUUUACGGGCCACGACAUCCUGAUUCGAUAACCACAAUCAACAAUGCCGCAGUCAUGCUGCAGACGCUGAAGCAGUUCCACGAGUCACGGGUCUGGUUCGAGGCGAGCCUUGAGAUCUGUGAGGAAGUUGCUGGUCGUGAGUCAGUCAAUACGGCUACACUGCUUUUCCAGUACGCGCAAAGCUUAGCGCUGGACCAUGACAGCCGAGGCGCGAUGAGGGAGAUGAAGAGCAGCUAUGAGAUCUUUGAGCGCCUGCUUGGGGCUGAGAACCAGAACACGAAGGAGGCGAAGGCGUGGUGGGAGACUCUUACUUCUUCUGCCGUCAACCAAGCCAAGGCUGCGCAGCAAGCUUCCACAAUGCUGGGAGGCGCUAACAGGCGCAUGUUCAUGCGGAACGGUACGAGAACGUCUCGCCUUGGUCUCGGGCAACGUCCACAACCGCCUGCUGCUGCCACUCAGCAGAACGGCGCAAUGUCGUCCGAGUCUGCCGCUGCUGCGCUGGAGACUGGGUUCGGACGGGCGGCGGGUGUGCUGGAUCAGAGGAGUCUGGAUGAGUUGGUGAAGUAUGUGAAUGGGGAGAAGGCUGGGCAGCAGAAGUCGACGCCGAAGAAGAAGGCUGCCUCUAACCCGAAGAGGAUGCCUGGGCAGACCCGGGCGGCGUAGUCACGGUGUUCAGGCUUGGCGGAUGCAGAUGCUUGCCUCAGGGCGUCUUGUUCGGUGAAAAAGCACGGUUGCCUCGGCGCGAUGGGUAAGUGCAUAGCGUGGUUUCGCAUUUUUGGCGUGUAUUGUGUGAAUGUAUAUGUGCAAGUGUACAAUAAGGCUCACCGCUCACGGAGGAAACAUGGAGGGAAGGGGCUUUCACUGUUGUAUACAACUGUAUUAUAUGACCGUUCCGUCCUUGAGCUGUAUCGUUCCGUC